Polyodon spathula (Mississippi paddlefish) is the source of this 1908-nucleotide messenger RNA. Its product is annotated as zinc finger protein 239-like. NCBI's taxonomy places the organism in Eukaryota, Metazoa, Chordata, Actinopteri, Acipenseriformes, Polyodontidae. Gene Ontology annotation, molecular function: RNA polymerase II cis-regulatory region sequence-specific DNA binding; DNA-binding transcription factor activity. The coding region runs from base 147 to 1208 and encodes 353 amino acids. The record is from RefSeq and is a predicted model, not a curated record. The transcript is spliced from 2 exons. Gene Ontology annotation, biological process: regulation of transcription by RNA polymerase II.
GCAGCUGUCCACGAUAGGAAGCGGUUUCCAAUCCACUGAGGGGACGCUUAUUCAGAGCUGAGCACAGGCAUAAAACAAAAAAAAAAAAAACACGUUUAUCAAGGGCUGCUUACACGGAUUAGUGAAAACAAGGCUUUCAAGUUGCAAUGUCUGACGACUUUGGCUCUGAAGGGGCAACAUUUGGAUCCAGUAUGGAGCCCACUGCAGAGCGGGUGGCUGAGCUGAAACUUACCCACAUUAAAGAAGAGGUCUCUGAACUGGAAAUCGAUCCUGUUGAGGAAGAGUCCCCAGAACUGGAGCAUGUCUGCAUCAAAGAGGAAGAGGAGGCCGAAGGGGAAUCGCCUUACAUCAGGAGAGUGGUUGUGGAGUCGGAUUAUGUCUAUGUUAAACCUGAAGAAUUUGAGCUUGAAGCUUCAAUUGAAGGACGGGAGUCUCAAGACACCAAUGUUAAGGAUGGAAUGGGAUCUGUGCAGUUGGAAUAUCGCAUCUCUCAGCCAGACACUGUCCAAAUGCAACCUUCACCGCAAGGUGAAGAGAUACCUGUCGGGACCACAGUGCUUCCACCCAACGAGUCAAAAACACAAUCUAAAACCAAAAGUGGCAGGCAUGUGGCCCGGCAUCAGUGUGUUGAAUGUGGGAAGAGCUUUGUACAAUCCUACAACCUUAGAGUUCACCAGCGGACUCACACAGGAGAGAAGAUGUACCCCUGCCCCGACUGCGGAAAGACCUUCAGUCAAAUCGGCAGCCUUAAAAAACACCAGCUGACCCACACCGGAGAGAAACCGUAUCAGUGCUCUGAAUGCGGGAAGAGAUUUAGCCAGUCCAGCAACUUGAACACCCAUCGGAGAAUUCAUACGCGGGAGCAGCAGAACUGCUGCAGCGACUGUGGGAAAACGUUCAACAACCCGAGCAACUUGAGAGCGCACCAGAGAAUCCACACAGGGGAGAAGCCGUAUCUCUGCCCCGAGUGCGGGCAGAGUUUCAGUCUCUUCUGGAACCUGAAGAGACACCAGAAAGCCCACGCAGGAGAGAAACAGCAUCGCUGUCUGGAAUGCGGCCGGUCUUUCAGUCAGUUCAGCUCCCUUAAAAGACACUGGAAAGUCCACACGCAGGAGAAACCGCAUCACUGCAUGGAGUGCGUCAAAACCUUCAGGACAUACAGAUCCCUAAAAGGACACCAGAAAAUUCACACAGGAGAGAAACUGUGACUCUCCUAAAUGCUUCAAGACUUUUGUAGUCACUGCGACUCUGUUACAAAACACAGGAGAGACAUCAUGGGCUUGAAGACGAUGUGGAAGGCAUUUACGGACAGCAUAUAAAUGCAACCUUUGGAAAAUUAAAUGCUGCGCCCUUUAUAUUGUGUGCAAAAUCCUUGCUGAAUGCGCACAGAUCCACAGACAUUGAAGAUAUUUUACUUUAAAACGCUUAAAAACACAGACGAUCAUGCAAGAGCUCAGAUCCACGCUUCGUAUCCCUAUCCCGACUGCGGUCUCUUGCGAUGACAAACAUUUCUAAAUAAAAAUUCCUUUUUCAUCUCCUCGUUGAAGACCUUGAAAAGGCAUCGAGAGGAAACAUCGUUGAAUGGCUUUGGUUUCUCUGCUGAGCGCUUUCGAGUUACGGAUGGUGUUGAUAACCAAGACGCAUGGACCUGUCCUUUUAUCUCGACAUCAGCUUGUCAACGAGAUGUAAAAGUAUUUAAUAUUGACCCCGUCAGGUGAGAAUUAUUACCUGAAUGUCGACAGCUGUUAUAAGACAGGAAUUGGAUUAUAAAAUGACUGCGUUUAUAAGAAAAAAUAUGUUAUUAAUUAGUUAUCAGAUGUUUUAGUGGGUGAGCUAACUGCUGCUGCAGAGUCACUUACAUAGGACCUCGUUUGUUUUACAUCUCAUGCAAAGGACGGAGCACAAGGG